Ectocarpus siliculosus is the source of this 3331-nucleotide messenger RNA. Lineage: Eukaryota; Phaeophyceae; Ectocarpales; Ectocarpaceae. The record is from the annotation of a GenBank genome assembly.
UUUGCUCUUCACAGCAGACUACCAAGCAAAACCAUGACUUCCGUCCCUGAGGACUACAUUGACCAGGACUCCUUUUUCGGAGGAGAGCCGCCCCUCAGCGAGGCCGUGGGAUACGUCGUCGUGCUCAUCUUCGGGAUCUUCUUCUCCUUCUUCACGACCUUCCUCGUGUGGCUUGACCAGAAAUUCAAUGGCGUCAGCAUCACGUCUGAGCAGUUCAACACCGCCGGUCGUAGUAUCAAGACCGGCCUCACGGCCUCCGUGAUCGUGUCCCAGUGGACCUGGGCCGCCACCCUCCUCCAGUCGUCCAACGUGGCCUUCAACUACGGCGUCUCCGGGCCGUUCUGGUACGCCUCUGGCGCCACCGUCCAGGUGCUGCUGUUUGGCAUCCUCGCCAUCGAGGUUAAGCGCAAAGCGCCCACCUGCCACACCUUCCUCGAGAUCAUCCAGGCCCGGUGGGGCGACACCGCGCACAAGGUGUUCCUGUUCUUCGCGCUCCUGACCAACAUCAUCGUGACCUCCAUGCUGCUGCUCGGCGGCGCCGCCACCGUGAACGCGCUCACGGGGCUCGACCUCAACCUGGCCUCCUUCCUCAUCCCGUGGGGCGUGAUCGCCUACACCAUGGCCGGCGGGCUCAAGGCCACCUUCCUCGCCUCCUACACCCACACCACCGUCCUCUUUGUGGCCCUCCUCAUCUUCGUGUUCGUCAUCUACACCGGAGACGACCAAUACGUCGGCAGCCCCGGCGCCAUGUUCGACAAGCUGCAGGCCCUCGUCAAGCUGGACGACUGCACCUACGGGCCGGCGUCGGACCCGAUGAAGUACGAGCUGUACGCGUGCGGCCCCGUCGACGGCAACCAGGAAGGUUCGUACCUCACCAUGCUCUCCCGCGAGGGCUUCAUCUUCGGCAUCAUCAACAUCGUCGGCAACUUCGGGACCGUGUUCGUCGACCAAUCGUACUGGCAAUCCGCCAUCGCCGCCAAGCCCCAGUCUUCCCACAAGGGCUACCUCCUCGGCGGCAUGUGCUGGUUCACCAUCCCCUUUGCGCUGGCCACCUCCCUGGGCCUGGCGGCGCUCGCCAUGCAGCUCCCGCUCACCGGCGACGAGGCCGGCUCGGGCCUCGUGCCCCCGGCCACCGCCCUGUUCGUGCUCGGCAAGGGCGGCGCGACCCUCAUCCUCAUCAUGCUCUUCAUGGCGGUGACCUCUACCGGCUCCGCCGAGCUGAUCGCGGUUUCCUCGCUCAUCUCGUACGACGUGUACCGCGCGUACAUCAAGAAGGACGCCACGGGCGACGAGAUCCUCAAGGUGUCCCGCAUCACUGUGUUCGUGUUCGGCGCCCUCAUGGGCGUGCUCUCCAUCGUGCUCAACGAGAUGGGCCUCAACCUCGGCUGGGUGUACUUGUUCAUGGGCGUUGUCAUCGGCUCCGCCGUUGUGCCCGUCUCCAUGGUGCUCACCUGGAAGAAGGCCACCGCUAAGGGCGCCAUCGCCGGAGCCAUCCUCGGCCAGAUCUGCGCCAUCAUCGGCUGGCUCGUGUCGGCCCAGGCACUGGAGGGCGAGAUCACGAUCGACAGCACGGGGCAGAACUACCCCAUGCUCACCGGUAACCUGAUCGCGAUCUGCUUCAGCGGCAUCGUGUGCAUCGCCGUCUCCCUCGCCGACCCGGACGACUACGACUGGGAGUCGACCCGGAACAUCGCCAUGGUGGAGACCUACGACAACGCGUGGCACACGGAGGCGGACUACAACGACGUGGAUCUCUCCAAGGCCAAGAACUGGAUCAUAAAGGUCGGCCUCUCGUUCACCGUCGUGAUCGUGAUCCUCUGGCCCGUCCUCUCUCUGCCCGCUGGAGUCUUCUCGGAGGGAUACUUCGACUUCUGGGUGGCGCUCUCCAUCCUCUGGGGCCUCGUCGCCACCAUGUUCGUCGUGUUCCUCCCUCUCUACGAGUCCAAGGACGCGAUCGUCAGCGUCUUCAAGGGCAUGUGCGGCCAGGCCCCCGCCGGCAAGACCGUGCAGCAGUCCUCCCAGCAGGCCCCUUCUGCUUAAGCGUCAAGUCGUCCGUUUCGAGUCGGCGCCGCCAGCAUUGUCUUGGUUCUCCCCCAAGACUGUUUUGUUGCUGGACAGGGGCUGCAAAGCACGCGCACCUUUUAAAAUAAUUUCCAACGUGUGAUGACGGGGGCCAUUGGAGAGGACAGAACGGGGUGCACGAGUCUACGAAAGACUUGGAACGGCAUGACCUUUCUGGCCUGGGUAUUUAUGUCCCUUUUCUUUUGUGUUUUUUAGAUGGUUGCCCCGUUCGGAUCCCCCCCCCCGCACCCCGUCCCCCGCUCACUUCGCAGGGGCUAGCGCGCCUCCCUGGUGCUGCACCUGUGUGCAACUUUUACUUUUUACGAUCCGUAGCGUUGUUGGCGGCUGGCUGGCACUGCUCUUCCAGCGUCAAGUCGUCUUAAACGUCAAAGUAUUGGGGAACAAGAGAAGUAGAACCGUGGCGUUGUCGGCGUUCUAUUUGUCUUUUCCCUCCCCCUCCCAUGUUAUUUGAACAUGCCCGUAGGUCGGCCAUAUCGUUGCUGUGAUUAGCCAAGAACUCGCGCGCGCGCUAGUUCUACGUUCGAUUAUUGCUCCUACGGGGUGGAGGGCCGCAGUUUGUUUUUGGAUGUAAGUUGAGUCACACUCGACAGGCACAAUUUUCGAGGUUGUGUGUCUGUUUUUUGCAUCGGAUAUUCCUCUUUUCGGUAUAAAGUAGACGGGUGCGUCUCUCACGCUCCCGGUCUUAUCUCGUGGGGAAAGAAAGGCGGUUGCGUCGAGAUUUGUUGGGUCUUUUUGCGGUGCGAGUUGUGUAUGUGUAUGUGAUACUCUGCUAUUGAGAUUGGGAAGCGGCCUUGACCGCGUGUGUUGCUACGUGGUAGUGACCUUGGUCGGAUCAGUUGAGGCAGCUAUGGGGUCGAAAGAUGGUUUGCCUCUUUCGGCCGUUGGUUAGCACGAGUGUCGUCGUACGUGUUGCAUCGGUGACGUUACGCCCCCGUCAGUGUAUUUUAGAAGAGAGGAAUACUUGGUACAUUGUAAGUAGGAAAUUCUCCGCCUUUUACCUACUCUUUCCGGUAUUUGAGGGUUUGGAAUGGGAGUGGAAGGCUUGCUCUAGAGAUCACAGGAGGUUUAAGGAAUAUCACGGGACCGAAAAAUAAUAUCACAUGAUUGGACCCGAGGGGUAGUCGUUCGACAGCGUUUGUACGUCGUCAGCGACACCUUGCGAGAAGGAUUCAUGGUUGACGCCCGCCGGUAGCGCUGUCCCAUCAUUUUCCACGUCUCCUCAUUCAUCGAAAGUCAAAAGGUUCUCGAC